AUGAAGCUUUGUGACAAAAAGUCGGCGUUGCUGGAUAUCACAGAAAACAUCGAAAUGAGGCUUUUCUCUUUAGAAGAAGAAACUGGGAUCAUAGCGACGCAGGAAAAAGAAGAGAACAAACAAACCUCUGAACAGACCCAGCGGUUCCGGUACCUGGAGCAUCCUCUGGCCCCUGACCUGGAGGAAGAGGAGGAGGAUGAAGACCUGCUAGUCGAGAUCAAAACCAAACAACCAGCAGAACCAAAAACUGGACCUCCCGUCGUCAAGGAGACUUCUUAUUGUUCGCACAUCUUCAACAUAACAGACGACACACACAUCGAGAUGGAGUCUUUUCCGCCCAUCAGGCUUUCUGACAUCGAGCUGGUCGAGAUGAAAUCCGGCAGCUCUGACUGCGCCGCCCCGUCAUCCUUAAACAAACCUCGUCACCUUAAAUGGAAGAAACUGAAACCACAGAAGAGCAGACAUGUGGUUAAAGACGUGAUCUGUCUCCCAAAGGAAACGUUCCUGGAGCAGCUGGACAGUAAACAAACGGCUCCCCACCAAGCAGCCCUGGCGGCUCGCAUCACGGUCGACUCCAGCUGGUCAGCCAAUCAGAUGCAGAGUCGCCUGGCGUCGCUUUUUCAACCGCAGUUUGUAAAGAAACCAGGACAAAAGUUUUCCUUCACGUACCUACAGAGUGUGCGGAGCUCCAAGGUGCUGUUUGUCCCUGAUUCUCCUGCAGAGGGCUGGACUGGAGAGCAAGUCCUCCGGAUCAGUGAACACGGUGCUUUGUAUAUAUUUAGUCACCACAGCUAUGAACAGGCACAAUAUGAAAGCAGAGCAUCCGUCUUGAAAAGGUAA
Molecule: messenger RNA, 840 nt
Organism: Xiphophorus hellerii (green swordtail)
Lineage: Eukaryota; Metazoa; Chordata; Actinopteri; Cyprinodontiformes; Poeciliidae
Exons: 7
Coding region: 1-840 (279 amino acids)
Source: RefSeq, a predicted model, not a curated record